Molecule: messenger RNA, 654 nt
Organism: Vavraia culicis subsp. floridensis
Lineage: Eukaryota; Fungi; Microsporidia; Pleistophoridae
Exons: 1
Coding region: 1-654 (217 amino acids)
Source: RefSeq, a predicted model, not a curated record
AUGAAGGAUCUGUACUCAGCACAGAAUUACCAGAAAUUCUUGCAAAAGCAGAAAAAGAAAGAAAAACGAUCAGCAGUUGACGAAGAGGUAGAAGCACGUGCGAAGCAAAUUGAGGAACAGAACUACGAGAUGGCGCAUGGGGCACGCAAAAAGCUGGAGAGUGGCUAUGCUACACAACAAAAAACGACCAAGGAGUUGUACAGCCAGGGCGAAAAGUUGGACAAGGCUGAGACGGGAGCGCGUGAUAUUGAGAAGAACGUGGAGGAAGGCAAGCAUCUCACGCACAAGAUAAAGGAAGAAGGAAAAAUGUUUAAUUUUAGAUUGCCUUUCGUUGGCAAAUUUAAGAAAAUAUUCAAAUCCAAAAAGGAGCCCGAACCGGCAGCACACAAGCGAAAGAGCGAGCGGGCAGCUGCAGACAAGCCGAAGAAAGACGAGAGCGAAAUUGUGACAGACAAGAAUUUGAUACCUGGUCAGGCAAAGACAGACAAAGAGUUGGAGCAAAUUUACAGGACAUUGAAGAACGUGAAGGGUGAAGCUAAGGUACAACAGGAGGAGAUGACAAGACAGAGAGAAAACAUGAAGAGUAUCGGUAAGAGAACGCAGAAGAGCGAGAAAGAAAUGGAAAAUGUGACAGAAGAGCUGAAAAAGCUGUAA